Rana temporaria (common frog) is the source of this 1765-nucleotide messenger RNA. RefSeq names its product cytochrome P450 4B1-like. NCBI's taxonomy places the organism in Eukaryota, Metazoa, Chordata, Amphibia, Anura, Ranidae. Bases 82 to 1623 code for a protein of 513 amino acids. The record is from RefSeq and is a predicted model, not a curated record. The transcript has 12 exons. Gene Ontology annotation, molecular function: monooxygenase activity; oxidoreductase activity, acting on paired donors, with incorporation or reduction of molecular oxygen; iron ion binding.
CCUGUCAUUACACUAUUUAUGUGACUUGUCAUACAGUAUAGAUAUUAAUGUAGUGCACACAGCGCAGUGUACACUUCCAGCAUGGCGUCAUCCAUAUUUGGAUUGCCCUCUCUGAGUUUCUCAGAUCUAUUCCACUGGGUUGCCUGGCUGUGUGUCUUCUAUCUCCUAUAUACAGCUUAUUCAUUGUAUCUGAGGAGGAAGCAGCUGCAGAAACAUUUUCGUUCUUUUCCAGGUCCUGAGACGCACUGGCUGUAUGGAAAUGCUCAUGUGUUAAAACAAGAUGGCACUGAUCUGGACACUUUGUCUAGUUAUGGGAGAAAAUAUGAAUAUGCAUUUCCUAUGUGGUUUGGAAGAUACAUUGCUUCUCUUACUAUCUAUCAUCCAGACUAUGCAAGGACCAUUUUGUCAAGACAAGAUCCAAAGGAUAACUUUGCCUAUUACUUCAUCACCCCAUGGAUUGGGAAAGGUUUAUUGAUAUUAUCUGGUGCAAAGUGGUUCCAGCACCGCAAGCUGCUAACCCCGGGUUUCCAUUAUGAUGUUUUGAAGCCAUAUGUGGGAGUGAUGUCAGACUGCGCUAAUGUGAUGCUGGACAAAUGGGAGCAUCUGGUCUCAGAGAAAAAGUCUAUAGAGCUGUUUCAUCAUGUCAGCCUCAUGACACUGGACACCAUCAUGAAAUGUGCCUUCAGUUACCAAAGUAACUGCCAGGAUGACAGUGAUAGUGAAUACAUCAAGGCUGUCUAUGAGCUCUCCUAUCUGGUAAAUCAUCGAUUCCGCUUUUUCCCAUACCAUAGUGAUCUAAUCUUCUAUCUGAGCCCCCAUGGCUACCGCUUCCGAAGGGCACUAAGAACAGCUCAUGAACAUACAAAUAAUGUGAUCAAGCGGCGGAAAGAAUCUCUUAAACAGAACAUAGAGCUGGAGAAGAUCAAGCAGAAGAGACACCUGGACUUUCUUGACAUUCUUCUGUAUGCCAAGGAUGAAAAUGGUCAGGGUCUGUCAGAUGAGGACUUGCGUGCAGAAGUGGACACAUUUAUGUUUGAGGGACAUGAUACAACGGCCAGCGGGGUCUCCUGGACAUUAUACUGUAUGGCUAUAUACCCUGAACACCAAAACAAAUGUCGCGAGGAGAUCAGAGAGCUUCUCGGAGGUCGGAACACUUUAGAAUGGGAUGAUCUGGGUAGGAUGCCGUAUACCACUAUGUGUAUUAAGGAGAGCAUGCGCCUGUAUCCACCAGUGCCAGGAGUGGGCCGUCAGCUUACCUCACCCGUCACCUUCCCUGAUGGACGAAGCCUGCCUAAAGACUCUAUUGUUUUUAUGAAUAUAUAUAUCAUGAACAGAUGCCCCAGUAUCUGGGAUGACCCAGAGGUUUUUGAUCCCUUGAGAUUUUCACCUGAGAAUUCCUCUGGCCGAAGUCCGCAUGCCUUUGUUCCUUUCUCAGCUGGAUCAAGAAACUGCAUCGGACAGAACUUUGCCAUGAAUGAGUUGAAAGUCGCCCUCGCAUUAACAUUACAGAGAUUUGAACUGAGCCCAGACCCUGAGAAAGUGCCAAAGAAAAUUCCUCAGCUUGUUCUACGAUCUGUAAAUGGUGUCCACGUAUAUCUGAAGAAGUUACCACAGGAAAAAUAGAACACAGAAAACAAGAAUAUUAUUUGUGUGAUGUUACUCUAUUUUAUAUAAUAUACUAAUUUGUGUAAUUCAGCUAUUUUUGGCUGAAUAACCUUGUCAUGAUCAUUCAACUAAAAAAUAAAUAAAUUGCUGGUAUUAUUAA